Molecule: messenger RNA, 1704 nt
Organism: Caenorhabditis remanei
Lineage: Eukaryota; Metazoa; Nematoda; Chromadorea; Rhabditida; Rhabditidae
Exons: 6
Coding region: 1-1704 (567 amino acids)
Source: RefSeq, a predicted model, not a curated record
AUGACUGCCACUCCAACAAUUCAUGAGCUCGAAACUCGUGAUCAGCAUAUCAGUCAAGUGAAAGUAUUCACUGAUCGAGCUGAAAUUCGUCGAUUCGUCAAAGUUGCAUUGAAAUCAGGAGUUAAUGAAGUUGUUUUGAAAAAUCUGAGCAAUAAUUUGACUCAUGGCUCCAUGAGAGUGGAAGGAAGAGGAAAGGCUACAAUUCAUGAUGUAGUUGUCAAGAAUGUUUCUUCUCUUCCACAAGAAUCCGAUUCUCCAAAGAUGGCUGCUUUGAGAGCAACACUCCAAGAAGAGAAAGCACGCCUUCAAACCAUCGACGACCGGGGAACUGUCGUCCAAAAAAGCAUUGAAAAUCUGGAUAAAGUGUUCGGAGCAGUUGGAGGAGGAUUAGUGAAUCCUCCAAAGGAAGGAGGGGUUUCUUUGAAUGAAGGAACACUUACAAGCCUUAAAAACUUCUUCGAUUUCUAUGGAAACAAUUCAGAAAGCUAUAGAGAGAAACUUCGAGUCAUUGAAAAAGAGCACAGAGAGCAACAGGAAAAAGUUCGAAAAGUUGAACAGGAAUUGAACUUGAUUCAAGUCAAAUUUCAUAACAACGUUGUUACACAAGCUGCCACUAUCACUCUCGAGUGUACUGAAGAAACAGAAGCGGAACUUGAUGUGAUCUACCAAGUUCAUAAUGCUGGAUGGUCUCCAUCUUAUGAUGUGAGAGUGGACACUGAGAAACCAUCAAUGAACAUCACUUACUUUGGAAAAAUCAGACAACACACCGGAGAAGAUUGGACGGGUGCUCCAUUGGUUCUUUCAACUGCUCAACCAUGUCUCGGAGGAAAAAUUCCAGAACUUGGAACUCUUGAGGCAACAUUCAGAGUUCGCCACUACCCAUCGCCACCACAAGUAAUGCAUAUGCAGACACGAUCAGCUUCACUUUUCGGAGCAGCAUCAGCACCUCAACCACAAUGUAUGACUCUUGGUCCACCAAUGGAGCAGAUGAAUGUGGCAGUGGCUUCUGAAGUCACCCAGAAUACUUUGAGCACGGAAUUCAAAAUUCUGAGAGAUGCAACAAUUCCACAUGGAACAAGCGAUCACAAAGUCACUGUAGGAAUCGUCACAUUGUCCCCAAAACUCGUCCAUGAAGCUGUUCCAAGCAAAAAUGCAGCAGCAUUCCUCACAGCGUCUGCAAUCAAUACAUCUGAACUCGCAUUCCUUGCUGGAGACUCAUCAGUCUAUCUCAAUAAUGCGUUUGUUGCAAAGAGCCACUUGAAAAAUGUUUCCCCUGGAGAGAGGUUCACUUGCUCUCUUGGAGUGGACACUGCGAUUCGUGUCGAGUAUAAACCAGCGAAGAAGUAUCAUGAAGAAGGAGGAUACAUCACGAAACACUCUGCCAAUGUCACUGAACAAACCAUUGCAAUCAAGAAUACUCGCAGUGAACAACCAGUUCUCCUCACUAUCAAACAUCAUGUUCCACGUAGUACUGACGAGAAGAUUCGUGUCAAAUUGGUUGCUCCAGCAGCAGUUCCAUAUGAUGCCGAGAAGGCAACUAAUGAAUCAGAGAAUGCUGAACCAUCGGAAGGAGCCAAAUUCAAUUCGAGCAACAAUCUGGAAUGGACUGUGAAGUUGGCACCAAAUAGCUCACAAGACUUGAUCGUCAAGUACGUUGUGGAGCAUCCAAAAGAUGAAACUGUUCAAUAUCAUGAACGAUUCUAA